ACAGAGACCGAUUUAAAUGAAGCUCAAAUAAUUGCAAAUAAUAGCACACAGACGUGUUACACCGGGGUUAAAAUAUGCUAAGGACGUUGCCUUUUAGAUGGAAAAAGAACCGACCGAAGAAAAUUACCUCAGCAAUCAGUACAGAUUGUAACGAAAUGUGAUUUUUCGUGUCAUCGUUGAGCAAAAUCAGGUUCAAUGGAGAUCGGGUUGUCUGACGAAGAAAUCCCGAAUGAGCGUUCGGUAGAUGUCGAGAACGCCAUAUCCGGCAUUCCAGAUGAUCCUGACAGAGAAGUUUGUUUGGAUUCUGAUUCUGAAAGGGCAUUAGUGACAGUGACAAGUAUGCCCCCCAACGUAUUGGUUAGCACGACGACUGCAAACUUAUUUGCAGAUCAAGAAUCUUUUAAAGCAACUCGGAUUAUCAUUCACGAACCUCCAUCCUUAGAAGGACAACAAACAAUCACUUUCAACGCGCUUAAUAGAAGUUUGUCUGUUCCAGAAAAGCAUUUUAAUUGGGAUCCUUCUGUUUACAAUAAUGUAUUACCUGUCAGAUGCAAAAAUGUUCGUGGUGAACUACAUAAAUCCAGAUUUGGCUCAGGAAGACGUGGGCGCAGCAUCUUAGUAGAUGGUACUUGGUACACUCCAAGUGAGUUUGAAGCACUAUGUGGCCGAGGUAACAGUAAAGAUUGGAAAAGGAGUAUUCGUUAUGCUGGACGCACGUUGAUGUGCCUUAUUGAAGAAGGUAUUCUUCGUCCUCAUGCUACUGCUUGCACUUGUGCAGCUUGUUUUGAUGACUUCUCUGGAGAAGAUGGUCCAGCAGACACCAUGAGUGGACCUGUUAGGCUGUUCACUCCUUAUAAAAGGAAAAGGAGAGCUGGUCGGCCAAAACUCAAAGUAUGUACCCGAUCGAGAACGUCUGACAGAGGCACUAUUAAUUCUGCUCCAGUAGAGUUGCAGCCAGAAGAUUUGACAUUGCAGAACACAUCAACAGAUGCUCUUACUACAAUAACUGUGCCUUUAAUACCAAGAAACACAAGCAAUCCCAUCAUUCCUAAUACAGAAUCUGUUAUUGUUACACCUGCAGCAACCCCUCAAACUCCUGGAUGUGCUCCAACUGCAUUAGACUUUAGUGAACAAAGACAUUGGUGGAAAUUAGAAGAGAUGGUAAAAAAUGCAGUACGUCAAGUUUCUGACUUACAGAAGCAUGUUGAAGUUGUCAAAAGUCAAAGUGCUAUUGCUCGGCAAGCUGCUUUAAAUCAGCUGAGAAUUCAAAUGGAGAAAGAAAAAAAUGAGGCCUUAACUGCUCUUCGUAUGGAAGCUGACGUGGCACUUUCGCAAGCUAUUCUUGAAGCUAAAGUUGAAAAGGAUGCUGCUGUAGAAGAGGCUGUUCAAAAAACCCGCCAAGAAAUGCAGCAGAAAAUCCAUUCUCUUGCGGGAAGUCAUGCAGAUUCAUACAAACUUUGUGCGAAUUGUAAUCGAGAAGCUGUAUCCAAAUGUACGGGCUGUCAUCGAGUAAGUUACUGUAGUGCCUUUUGCCAGAGAAGGGAUUGGAGAAUUCACAGAGAUGACUGUUGUGAAAAUGUUCUUACUACAGCAGAUGAAUGUGCGGAACUUGUUGAUGACUGUGAUGAUCCCACAAGCUAAUCUUAAGUGUUCUUGUACAUCAAAGUAAAAAGCAAAUUAAAACCACUUGUGCUUUAAACUUCAUUGUCAAUUAAAAACAAAAAGUCAGUUUUUUAUUACAUGAUCUCAAAUUUAUUUAUGCUUAAUUUAGUGCCAAAUCAAUUUAAUUCAGUUGUCUAAUUUGAUAUUAAUUAGUUCUUAAUUUCAGUGUUUAUUCUUUUAUUUUAUUGCUUGCAAUAUUGUAUACUUUAUUUAACCUGAAACUUUUGAAAUUGAUUUAGGUAUUUGAAAAAAUGAUGAGUUUUUUAGAUUUACUUCUGUAAAAAGAACAACCGUAUGAUUCUACAUAACAAAUCUUACAUGAAAAUCUUACAUAAUUUGCAAUUCUCAUAUUUCUUCCUUUUAAGUAUUAAACUGCAAUUUUUAUUUAU
Uloborus diversus is the source of this 2051-nucleotide messenger RNA. Its product is annotated as deformed epidermal autoregulatory factor 1 homolog. The coding region runs from base 196 to 1641 and encodes 481 amino acids. Gene Ontology annotation, cellular component: nucleus. NCBI's taxonomy places the organism in Eukaryota, Metazoa, Arthropoda, Arachnida, Araneae, Uloboridae. Gene Ontology annotation, biological process: positive regulation of transcription by RNA polymerase II. Gene Ontology annotation, molecular function: RNA polymerase II cis-regulatory region sequence-specific DNA binding; DNA-binding transcription activator activity, RNA polymerase II-specific. The record is from RefSeq and is a predicted model, not a curated record. The transcript is spliced from 10 exons.